ACUCCCCAAAUCCAAGCAAUUUUUUCUUUUUCUUUUUUCAAAGGCAAGAGAUUCCCGGGGGAACAGCGUGGCUGUGGAGUGUCUGAUAUUCUGAGUAAUCUCUGGGAACAGCCAAGGUGCCACCACAAUGAAAAUGGAGGAGCAAGACCUGGUAAGCGCCGAACACGUUGGAGCACUCCCUCAGGUCUUCCAGGCCAGGAGCAUCAGGGAAUUCCAGCAAAAGAGACCAGAGGAACAGAUUAAACAGGAACAAGAUGAGGGGCAAUUUCAGAGGUGGGAAAACCAAUGGCAGGAGUUCCUGAAGACAGUGGAAUCCCCUCACUCAGGCUGGGGGGUCCCACAGUUGCCGGAGGAGCCCACCCCAUGGGAUGACACCAAGGCCUUCCUGGCCUCCUUCGAGCAAGUGGCCCAGGCCUGCCGGUGGCCCAAGCAAGAGUGGGCGGCCCGACUCCUGCCGGCCCUCCGAGGAGAAGCCGAGCAGGCCUUUCGCAGGCUGGAGGCCCAAGACAGAGAGGAUUAUGGGAAAGUGAAGGGGGCCAUCUUGCGCCAGGAGGCCCUGAGGAGGGAGAAGCAGCGUCAACACUUUCGGCGUUUCUGCUACCAGGAGGUCGAGGGGCCGAGGGGGGCUUACAGCCGGCUCUGGGAACUUUGCCACGGGUGGCUAAGAGUUGAGAAACACACCAAGGAGCAGAUCCUGGAGCUGUUGGUUUUGGAGCAGUUCCUCACCAUCCUGCCGCGGGAGAUGCAGAGCUGGGUGAGGGAACACGGCCCCGAGACCUGCGCCCAGGCGGUGGCCCUGGCCGAGGACUUCCUGCUGAGGCAGCGCGAGGCCGAGAGAGAGGAAAAAGAGGCGCUGAUGCCCUUCGUGGAGGUGGCUGUGAGUUUCUCUGAGACCCCGUCCGACUUCAAGCCGAGACAGCCGAGUGUAGAAGCCAAGCAGGGAGGUGGUGCUCUACUGGAUUACAGACAAGAGGGUGCACGUGAAGAAAACGAGUGUCAACUUCAGGACCCUAAGCCGGUGGAGCAGUCUCGGAGGAGAGGCAGAGAGGGUGUUCCCCAGGGUCAUAGGCAAGGGGGAGUCUUUGAAGAUGGAGAUGGACCCUUGAGACAGCCAGGCAAUCAUUGCCUCAGGAGCGCAGUGGAUAGAUCGAUUUCCUCCAUGUCAGACGAGGAAACCUUCAACGAAACCCUCGAGUGGCGGAGGAUAAGUCCACUUAGCGGAUCCGAGGAAAGUUUCAAGCAGGCCCCCGAUUUUGCUAAGCACGACAAAGUCGAAGUCCACGAGGGGCCGUACCAGUGCGUAGAGUGCGGGAAAAUCCUCAGCCGCAAGGACCACCUGAAGAGGCACCAGCAGAUCCACACCAGAAAGAAGAAGCCCCACCAGUGCUCCUAUUGUGGGAAGUGCUUCCGGCAGAGGUCGGACCUUAUUUUUCACGAGAGAAUCCACACGGGUGAGAAACCGCACAAGUGCUCCGUUUGCGGGAAGAACUUCCGAAGCACGUGUCAGCUGAUAGUCCACGAGAGGAUUCACACCCGGGAGAAGCCGUACAAGUGCUCGGCCUGCGGCAAAAGCUUCAGCCAGAACGCAAACCUCACCGUGCACCUGAGAACCCACACGGGCGAAAAGCCGUACAAAUGCUCCGUCUGCCAGAAAACCUUCAUCCAGAAGUCGCACCUUAUGAAACACGAGCGAAUCCACACCAGGAAGAAGACCUGCAACUGUUUCGCAUGGAAAGAGCUUCCGUCGGAAUGAGCUGUGCUCUGCUGGAGGAAAGAGCUUCGUUUCUAACAUGUACCUUCUUUCUCAUGAAAGAAUCUGCUCUAGUGGGGGGGGGGGGAAGUCCUUCCAAGUGCUCUGUCUGUGAGAGAGCUUCAGUCAUAAUUUUCUCCUUCUCUGAUAUCAAAGAACACGUCCGGAGGAGAAACAACAUAAAUGUUCGACUAAAACGAUCAAGGGGUUGGUGCAACUCCCCUACGAGGGAAAGUUACAACUCCUGUGAUUGUUUAGCUUAGAAAAAAGGCGAGGAAGGGGAGA
Molecule: messenger RNA, 2035 nt
Organism: Elgaria multicarinata webbii
Lineage: Eukaryota; Metazoa; Chordata; Lepidosauria; Squamata; Anguidae
Product: zinc finger and SCAN domain-containing protein 31-like
Exons: 5
Coding region: 128-1753 (541 amino acids)
Biological process (GO): regulation of gene expression
Cellular component (GO): nucleus
Source: RefSeq, a predicted model, not a curated record